Messenger RNA from Cotesia glomerata, 981 nucleotides. It is a transcript of the gene Blos2, whose product is annotated as biogenesis of lysosome-related organelles complex 1 subunit 2. The record is from RefSeq and is a predicted model, not a curated record. The transcript is spliced from 4 exons. Bases 90 to 587 code for a protein of 165 amino acids. Lineage: Eukaryota; Metazoa; Arthropoda; Insecta; Hymenoptera; Braconidae. Gene Ontology annotation, molecular function: gamma-tubulin binding. Gene Ontology annotation, cellular component: BORC complex; BLOC-1 complex; gamma-tubulin complex. Gene Ontology annotation, biological process: endosomal transport; lysosome localization.
AUUUUUCGAUCGUUAUUUUACGAUAAAUAUAUAUAAAUAUAUGUUGAUAAAUAUAUUUAUAUAUUUAUUUUAAUACAUAAAUAAAAAAAAUGACAACAAACAGCAAUGAAGUUACAGAAGAUAUGCAAGAUAAUAAACCGCAUUUUAUCGACACACCUGAGCACGAUCAUUCAAGAUGUCAUUCACCAAAGCAUGGUACAACAUUAUCAACGAGCACCAGUAGUUUUGAAGCAUUGGAUCCUCAUGAUCCCAACUUGAGUCGUUUAGCAACAACGAUGUUCGAAAAAACUGCUGAAUAUUUACAAGAUGAAUUAACAUCAACACACGCUGAUUAUCGAUUACUUGAGAGAUUGAAUAAAGAGACAAUAGCUAAGUACGCUGAAUUAAAAACAAUUUCUACUAAUGUAUCACAAUCAUUGGAUGCGUUAAAUCAAAAAUACAAAAAAUUACAGCCAGUUUUGGAUAAUAUUAAUCAAAUUGAUGACAGUGUUGCUAAGUUAGAGCAAGCUGCUUAUAAAUUAGCGGCUUAUUCUAAAAGAUUGGAAGCUAAAUUUAAAGAUCUUGAAAAAGAAACUCGAAGUAAAUAAAAUAAAAUUUAAAAAUUAAAUAUUUUUAUCUUAAAUAAUAUCUUUAAAGUAUUUAUGCUUGACAAAAGUCAUUAAAAAUUUUAAACGUCUACCUUCAGUAAAGUAUUAACAUAAAUAAACAGUCGACAAAAUAUUCUCAUAAGAAUUAGUGGAACAAAAAACAAUUGGGACAUUAUUUAGAGUUACAGAUCCGUAAUUACAUCGAGUGUAUUUAAUUAAGUGAAUAUAUGAUUAAUUAGAGUGAAUAAAUCUGAAAAUUUUAAUUAAAAAAAAUCUCAUCUAUAAUUUAGUCACCUACCAGGCUAUUAUCAACAAAACAACCAUAAUUUUAUUCAACUAAACUGUUUGAUUAAUGUGAUGCAUUAAUUAUGAUAAUGCAUUACAUCUCCGAAGU